This is a messenger RNA of Bipolaris oryzae ATCC 44560, 270 nucleotides long. RefSeq lists its product as uncharacterized. NCBI's taxonomy places the organism in Eukaryota, Fungi, Ascomycota, Dothideomycetes, Pleosporales, Pleosporaceae. The record is from RefSeq and is a predicted model, not a curated record. The transcript is spliced from 2 exons. The coding region runs from base 1 to 270 and encodes 89 amino acids.
AUGCCCCCGCCCAUCUCCUCCACUCGCUAUACACCACUGACACCCCGACCCCCACUUCUCCAUCACCUCAACCAGCUCCUCCACCUCCAUCGCAUCUCGACACUGCCGCUCCGCUUCUGCCAUCCUUACCCACUGCCACUGCCGUCCCUGCUGUUCAAACGCCUUGGUCGAGUAGGUGGCUGCUCAGGCUGCUCAGGCUCCACUCCAUCCACGCUUGCCCCUAGCGCAGCCGCGACGCUGAUAGAUAGCACACGCUACGGCGUUAGAUAG